This is a messenger RNA of Uranotaenia lowii, 7183 nucleotides long. RefSeq names its product catenin delta-2 (gene p120ctn). Gene Ontology annotation, cellular component: nucleus; adherens junction; plasma membrane. NCBI's taxonomy places the organism in Eukaryota, Metazoa, Arthropoda, Insecta, Diptera, Culicidae. The transcript has 3 exons. The coding region runs from base 1163 to 3868 and encodes 901 amino acids. The record is from RefSeq and is a predicted model, not a curated record. Gene Ontology annotation, biological process: cell-cell adhesion; cell-cell junction assembly. Gene Ontology annotation, molecular function: cadherin binding.
CCAGAAGUAUUGCCGCAACUGCCAAACUCCCCGGCAAGACCAUUAGACGGCAAAAGUGUCUUUGAAAAAUUGAUAUCGGGAGGCUUCCACCAGCAGCCAAAACACCAGUGAGCGUGAGGACAGCAGCUCACCGGGAAGCCGCAGAACGAGUUUGCAGUCAACAGCAGCCGCAGCAUCCUCACCCGGACUAAAACCAACGGUACCAGCAAAGGGAUUGGCCAGCAUGGAUAAAGCGGGAUAGGCCCAGUGCAAAGCGAAGAAAAAAAGUACAGGAGCUAAAAGAAGAAUCGAGCAGAUAGUACGUGAGCUCUCAUACAAGGAUCGAUCCAUUCCUUCACGUCGUGUCACGUUUUCCUGCUGUGAGCGCAGUUGUGUACGUGUGUGUGGCUGUGCCUGUGUGUAAAAAUUUUGGGCAUCCCUUGCCACUAGUGUUCGGUGGAAGGACGUCUCGAAGGGAGGGAACGCGAGUGCUCGGGAAGAGUCAUGCUCUCCACUUAAUCUAUAUGCGGUUUUGGCCUGCUUUCAGUUCCGAGAGGAGGAAAGAAGAGAAGAAUAGUUGACUGGUUGUGGGGAUCCAGCAGCCUCGCCCUGACAGAGGAAGGUCCCGGUGCAUUUCUUCGUCCUCACCACGAAAAGUGAGAACGAACACACGACUAUCGCCCGAUAAGUUAAUUAUAGUGGUCGUUUGUCUAGCGCCAUAGGAAAAAUAGCAACUGCCGUUAUCAUCAUCUACCCGACUAAAUUGUCAAUUGAGACAAAGUGCUGAACGGUAAUCGGCCUGGGGGUCGUGUCGGGAUGUGUGAGAGUUUUAUUGACGGGGCGGCCCGAAUUUUCGGUUAGUAUGUAGCCGUUUCUGUCUGUCUGUCUGUCCAUCACCAACUAUAAUAAUACUAAUAAAGUGUGAAACAUUCUGGGAAGUGUUUUGUGUUUUCCGUUUUUACCUUUUACGACCGUCGUAAAAAAACAACAAAUGCUUAGCUGUUGGACAUUACUGUGUAAUGAUUAUGUGCAUUGUUAUCUGUGGUUUAGAAGCAGGAUGUUCUGAUAGAUCGAAACACUUAUUUAGAGUGCAAUAAAAAAGAAAACAAGUAGUUUUUACAUUAUCCCUAAUUGUAUGAUACGUAAUUAUCGAAAAAAAAAUCCCGAAAAUUAACCAUCAUCAAUGCAUAGUGAGGAUGAUCUAAUUGCCCGUACACAUAAGCAGCAAACGACUCAGCAGAUUACAACCGUAACCAAGGUCGUACGUGAGGUGAAACAGUUAGGACCGGAUGGGCAGCCCUUUGACUAUGUAGCAAUGCCUCUAGAAAUGGGACCCGAUGGCCAGCCGCUCGACUACGUGUCGAUGCCGAUGGGAAUCUACACGACUCGGUCGCAGUACAUGAACUACAAACACCUCGAUCAGCAGGAACAGAUGGCGGCCGCAGCGGCGGCUGCCUCACAAUCACAUUUGCCUCCAGGGGCGAAAGGAAUGGGUGGACCCGGUCAGGGUCAUUAUCAGGACUAUGAACACUACUCACAGUAUACGGACUCCGGUUACGAUCCGACCGGAGUGCACCAUCCACCUCAUCCACAGUCUUACCUCGGAGAAUAUCAGAUCAAUGACCGCUCGACACCUCACAACUCUAGCGAAAAUAGUGAAACUUCUAUACCCCUACCGAUGAACGUGCCUCAGAUGGGUAAUCCGUCGGCAAACAUGUUACCACCGGGCUAUCUACAGGGGCAAUACGACGAAAUGGGGGAAUACGUUAUAGCCCCAUCCCCCGGAGGACCCGUUGACCGACUCUACCCGGAGAAUCCUUCCGCAAUGGUCUACGGGUACGUGUCAACGCCCCCCUAUGGAACGAUAAGCUCACACGGAGCGAUGGAUCCCUCGGGAGCCGGUGAACCCACAUACGCCACAAAACAGCUUGCCUACGAAGCCGCGGCCAGUGCUAGUCAGAGAGGUAUUCCUCCGGAAGGUGCCUGUUACUACGACGGUGAAGACGACCUGUCGCAACACAUGUCCAACCUGCAAAUCCACAACCACGUCUUUCUGCAGCAUCACAUAAUAACCUCGCCGGGCGGCAACAAUCGGCCCUCCGGCAAUGGUCCGGAAGGACCCGACAUGGAGGAUCAGCGCCAGAUGAAAUGGCGGGACCCCAACCUAACAGAAGUAAUAGGUUUCCUAAGUCACCCGAACAACGCCAUCAAAGCCAAUGCUGCCGCUUAUCUACAACAUCUUUGCUACAUGGACGACCCCAACAAGCAACGGACACGAACGCUUGGCGGAAUCCCUCCGUUAGUCAAACUCCUCGGUCACGAAAACACCGAUGUCUAUCGAAAUGCUUGCGGCGCCCUGCGGAACCUAUCCUACGGCCGUCAAAACGACGAAAACAAACGUGCAAUCAACAGUGCUGGCGGAAUACAGGCACUGAUCCACCUUCUCCGACGAACGUCCGAAUCGGACAUCAAAGAACUUGUGACCGGCAUCAUCUGGAACAUGUCCUCCUGCGAAGAUCUGAAACGGUUCAUCAUCGAUGAUGCCAUCAUCGUCAUAGUGUCGUACAUCAUCAUUCCACACUCCGGCUGGGAUCCCACCAAUCCCGGUGAAACGUGCUGGAGCACAGUGUUCCGAAACGCAUCCGGUAUUCUUCGCAAUGUCAGCUCGGCCGGCGAAUACGCUCGGAAAAAGCUGCGCGAAUGCGAAGGACUCGUAGACUCACUAUUGUACGUGAUUCGGAUAGCCAUCGAAAAAUCCAACAUCGGUAACAAAAUAGUGGAAAACUGUGUGUGUAUUCUGAGGAACCUCUCGUACCGCUGCCAGGAGGUCGAGGACCCUAACUACGAUAAGAACCCGAUUCCGCACCACAGUAGUGCGGAUGGGGCGGCCCACGGCAGUGCCAUCGUGAGUGCAGCCUCGUCCAAGGGUGAAAAUCUGGGAUGCUUCGGGGCGAGCAAAAAGAAGAAGGAGCAACAGGCCGCCGCUGCGGCAGCACAGCAGGCCGCGGAUCCGAAGGAUCACUCCAGCGCGAAUGGUGAUCCGGCGAGGAUGGCCUACAAAAAUACCGCACAUUAUAAGGGAGCGGAACAACUAUGGCAGCCCGACGUUGUACAUUCCUAUCUUGCCUUACUGCAGAGCUGCUCAAAUCCGGAAACGCUGGAGGCCGCGGCCGGGGCUCUGCAAAACCUGGCCGCUUGCUACUGGCAGCCGAGUAUAGAGAUCCGGGCCACGGUGCGGAAGGAGAAGGGCCUACCCAUUCUGGUCGAACUGCUCCGGAUGGAGGUGGACCGGGUGGUGUGUGCAGUGGCCACCGCCCUCCGGAACCUAGCGAUUGACCAAAGAAACAAGGAACUGAUCGGGAAGUACGCGAUGCGGGACCUGGUUCAGAAGCUGCCCUCCGGUAAUCCGCAGUGCGAUCAGGGCACCUCGGACGAUACGAUUGCGGCUGUGUUGGCCACGCUCAACGAAGUGAUCAAGAAGAAUGCCGACUUUGCUCGGUCCCUGUUGGAAGCCGGUGGAGUCGAGCGGUUAAUGAACAUGACCCGACAGCGGCUAAAGUACACACCGAGGGUGUUGAAGUUCGCCGGGCAGCUGCUGUUUACCAUGUGGCAGCACCAGGAAUUGAGGGACAUGUUCAAGAAGCACGGCUGGAAGGAACAGGACUUUGUCACGAAAACCAUUGCCUCGAGGAAUGUGAACAGCAGCAAUGGGGGCAGCUACAGUGACAACUCACCCAACUCACCGAACAACACACUGAACCGUCCGAUGGCGUCCCAGAGUGGAACCAGAUACGAGGAUCGCACCAUCAAGCGAUCACAGACUUCGAACAACGGUGGCCAAGCCAUGUCCCUGCCGCCGAGUGAUGGUGCCGUCAAAAUGGGCAGAUGAAUCUACGAAGCACAAUUGGAGCUUUCAGGGUCACCCCUCUAGAGGCAGCUAGCUUUGAACGUCUAGGAACCACAUUUGAUGAAACACUAAAACAGGUAACUAACAAGUCCACUUGGUGGCAUUCGGGUGAAAAUCACCCCAGACGCAAACAGAAUUUGCGAUACAGUGCUCUAAUGAUGCAAGAGAGAAGAUAAAAAGUAGAAAUCAGUAGACUAGUAGUCAGGAACAAAUCACUGAAACUAACCUCAAGUAUGAAGAACAACAAACCCACGCAAAUCGACACACCAAUGUAACGUAGACGAAGGUGGCCAGCUGGCGACGGACAACCAAAAAACAUUGGAAUAAAGGAUACAACAGUCCUAGAAUGUGUAGGGUAGCCAACCAUAUACACAGUAAAAGGGACAAAUUUCUAAGGGUACACAAACAAAAAACUGGUAGCAGAAAGGUAGAAGACAGUUUAUAUUAUUGAUAUCUUAUCACACACAAUGGCUAAACAAAAAAAAACAAAUCAUCCUUAUUCGAUGGAAAAGUUCAUUCUUUGUAAGAGUCAUCAUUCUUCAGGAAGAAACAUCAUAAUAGUACUACCCUUAAAAAAAAACUCCCUGCUCAAUAUCUAUGAAUACAACAAAAAACGCACUUGAUGUUUUCUAUGAUUUUUAAAAUAAAUUUUCAAGUGAUUUUGUUUCUUUUUUUUUUAAUCUGGAUCUUCGAUUGAAAAUUUUUAGUAUCAAAUCUAGUUCUGAUUUUUCAUAUGUCUUUUAUCCAAAAACUUGCUUUGUGAAAGUUUAUGCCUUUGCUUAAAAACAAAUGCUAUGUAAACGAGUUUAUUUUAAUGAUGCAUUUCGUUCCAAUUUUUCAAGUAAUUUUCUUAACUGUAAAUGACCCAUUAUCGAAUUUUUACUAUGAUAAAGCUCAGAAACCGUUUAGAUAACCAAACCGAUUGCCCUUCGUUUUGAUUGAGACUGAUUUUAUUGGCACAUUUCACAACUAACCCCAAAUCCUAAGAGCUGAAUUAUAUCUUAUAUCUCGAUGUAGCGACCCCACACACAAACAAAUACACACAAAAAAAAACGAAAAUCUAGUCGCGUACAUACGGACAAAUUAACGAGCAAAUCCCCAAGGUGAUGCGAGCGAAUUUUAUUGAAGCGAAACAACCAACAACAUCUAAGUGUGUUUUAUUAGCUCAUGUUUUAGCCCAAAAUAAAGGGGCUGCCUCAGUAAAUUAAUCCUCAAUACUCAAUAAUAUGGAUCAAGAAGAGAUAAAUCAAGUAAAACAGAACGAAUAAAAACCAUCAGUAAAUGCACCAACAAAACAUAUUCGCACCUUUUUAAACAAGCGCAGUCACACACAAACGCAAACAAGCUAUGGGCGCUGAUGUGUUCGAUUUAUGGGCAUCUAACUUUUCGGCUAUUGAAUUGACUGAAUUAGCGAAAAUCGGAUGAAAACGUGUAAAAAAAACUUCCGAACCACAUACGUUAUCACUUUAAGAAAACCAUUAAAAGGUUGUUCUUACCAAAAUGGAACAUAAAGGAAUUAGAGCGUUCUCUUCUGUUUUCCUCUUCGAGGAAAACUUGGACAGCAAAUGUUCUUGUUUUUUCCCAUACGUAUCUGUUCUGUGAAGUGGAAGUAAUUAUGGAUAAAAUUCCAUUCCAUUAGUUUUAGGCGAACUUUUAAUGCAGCCUCUUUUUCAUUUACAUAACGAAAGUAUGAAUGGUUAAGGUGUAAAAAGCCCCAAAGAAAAAGAAAAAUCUACAAUUUUUUAUCCCUCGCUCAUAACAAAUUUGAAAACAUAAAAAAAGAUAGUAAAUUGGGAAAAAGGAAACACACAGACUCAGAGAAACAAGGAAUUUCAAUGAACCGCAAUGGCCACGUUAUACAAAGUGAAGUUGUUUUGAGAAGUAAGAAUAAAAAAACACAUAAAAAAGUCAUUCAGUAGGAAAACAACCAUACAACCAGUAGAUUAGAUCAAAUUAAAGUAAUUCAAUACAGCUAAAUAAUAAUAGCAAACAAACAAAAAGGAAAAAAAAACACACCCACACAUUCGUCGACUAAGAAAAUUAUUAUCUACUCGUAGGCAAAUGGAAACAAAUAAACCGACACACAUACACCCCACAGAACUAAAGUAAAAAAAAAAACAAGUGGACAAGUAAUAAUUUUAUGGUCAAUUUUAUCAUAUUAAUGAAACACGAAGCAUGUUAAGCCCAAGUAUAGGAAAAAAGAAACCGAAACGACUAUACAUUAGAAUAUCACAUGUACUAUCACAUCCACAUCAAAAUGCAGCAGCAAACCCGAACAUUUUCGCACUCGGAAAAUAAUUAAGUCAUCGAGUACGUAGACAAACAAAAAUGAAAAAAUAAAAACAAUUAAAGGUAAGCUCACCUUUUCGCAUCAUCGUAUCCUGUAAUAUUUAACAUACAAUUGGUUAGCAGGCAUCGUAGAGGAACACAAAGAAAGAAACACACACAAACAGAGAACUGUAUGAACUGUAGGAGCCUGUAUUUUGGGUUUUAUGAAUUGAACUUUUUUGGUGCAAAACUUUUGUACGGAAACUGUUUAGAAAAGGAGGUUUGACAGAAUCGAAAAGACAGUAACCGGUCGAUGGUUUUUUGAUAACUAAUUUUGCACUGACGAAACCUUAAGUCAGUGAUGCUUUCUCUAUUUUAAAGUUAAGCUUGAAUUGAAAGGCGUAAUUGUGGCAUUUAAAUUUGAUGAGCUUCCUUCAUUUUUGAAAACAAAAUUUUUUAAGGCUACGAUCGUUAUUCUGACAGAUGUUCAACAAGAGGACAAAAAUAGUAAAAUCAUUUUAAAUGGACGAAAAUCUGGUUUCAAGGACGAGUAUUGAAUCGACAAACAUCUAUGACUCUUUUUUUAAGUGGCAGCUCAUUCUGGGGGUGAUUAUCAAAAAUAUGCUACAGCUUGGUGCACUUAAAUAACUUAUGAUUGGCACGUUCCAAUCGACAGAAGAAAAAAAACGUUCGAGAACAUGUUUAAUUUCCAAACAGAAAAGACAAUUUCUCUCUCUCAUACCGAUCGAUUGUUAUUGGAUAUAAGUAAAAUUGGUUAAAAAGAAAAAAGCUAACUAAAAAGACAAAAGUGUAACGAUUGGCUCGCAGCUUUUACACUUUACGAGGUGGUUGCAUACGCAUUAACAAAAUGAACGCAUUUGACCGCAGUGAUACAGCCGACUAUUUCCAUUUAUUUUAACUCCAUUAGUCACCAUUGAUUGUAUUGGGUAUGGAAUGGAGAAAGAGAUCAGAAAUGUGGUCGACUCAGUAAAAAUUAAACUAUAUAGGAAGUAACUAAACGAAAAAAAA